This is a messenger RNA of Yamadazyma tenuis ATCC 10573, 774 nucleotides long. RefSeq lists its product as uncharacterized. Lineage: Eukaryota; Fungi; Ascomycota; Pichiomycetes; Serinales; Debaryomycetaceae. The record is from RefSeq and is a predicted model, not a curated record.
AUGAGUCUACCUAUAUCCAUAGAAGAUCCACACCAACAGCUAGACGAUUUCCAGCUCUCGUGCAAACACCAGCUUCCCAUCGAUGCCCAUGACCGGUUUCUCAAUGUGUGCUACGUCAACUACCAAAAAACCCCGGUUUUUCUCCUUCAAUCAGGUAUGAUCGAUGUCUAUUCCACCCUGGACGAAUGCCAAAACUACAUAAAACACCGCUUGCUCAAGCACUCACUCCGCGAUUCGAGCAUAGGAAUGCUACUAAAGAACACCACCAAUGAGAACGUGUACGUGAUAGUGCUUAUCCAUGAAUUGAAGGUGAAGGCCCUUGUAGUGGACUUGACUAUAGUCGCACGGCUUAAUGAUUAUCAGGACAACAACGAAGACAAGUUUGGGGACAGAACUCUCACCGAAGUGGUUGACCUCAAGACGCGACACAAUAGCAUACAUGUGAUUGACAAGGUUUUGGAGAAGAAGAAGCGGUCUAAAUCCAGUACACCGCUUCCCACUUCUUCGGUCAAUAACUCCGAACAAAUCAACAGCAUGGUAUCUAAAGUAGUGCUUUCUGGGCUUCGGCUUCGAGGGAUGUCUAGCACUGCUGCCAACUCCGCCAAUGAGAAAAUCAAAAUCAAAGAAAUCUACCUGAUGACUUACAAGUCGGCCAUAUUUGCUAUGAGAAAGUUCUCUAAUAAGCCAGUGCAUCUCAAUGAUAUCCAAGAUGUGGUGGAAAAGCUUCUCCAGAUCUACAUAGAUGUCGACACAGACAACCCAUUUGUGGAUUGA